Molecule: messenger RNA, 1776 nt
Organism: Symbiodinium natans
Lineage: Eukaryota; Dinophyceae; Suessiales; Symbiodiniaceae
Source: the annotation of a GenBank genome assembly
AUGGCGCCCAAGGGCCACCAUGGCCUGGAUCGCUCUGAAGGCUAUGAAGGCAGCAUUCUCGCGUGUCGGCGAACGAGAGCGUGGCGAGCGGCUUUGUGUUUGAUUCAGCAUGCCGGCCAAGAAUCGGUGAGACCAAAUGCCAUUUGGCUGAAAACCGUGGCUGCAGCAUCCAGCAGCUGGGAGCAGAGCCUCUCCAUCCUGAAGUGGCUGCCACCGGAUCAGGCUGCAGCAAACAUUCGCAUUGCUUCUGGAUGCACGUGGGCAUCGGCGUUGUGCCAGCUGUUUGCGAUGCAACCUACCCGGAUAUGGCCUGAUGCGUACAGCUACAACAGUGCCAUGAAUGCUUGCAAGGAACACUGGAUCACGGCAGCGCGGCUUCUGAGAAUACAAGAGACGAUUUCAAUGGAUGUGGUAGGCUGUACCGCCGCGAUCACUGCAGCUGCACAAUCUACACGAUGGCGUUGCGCUGCAUCACUGGUUCACACCAUGGCCGUGUCGUCGGAGUUGUCUGAAGAGUUGUCCGAGCGUGGGCUGCGCAGCUUGUCUGCUUUGCUAAGCUCUUAUGACAGAGGGAGCUGUUGGCAGAAGGCCAGCAUGCUCUGGGAGAGACGACGUGGGACGCUGGACACGAUUGCAUGGAGUACAGUCAUCAGUGGUUGCAGCAGGGCAUCAGAAUGGGAGUUGGCCAUGAAGCGGUUGCUUAUGAUGCCAUUGGUGGCGCUUGUGCCUGACCUGAUCUCAUUUGCCACAACAAUGAAUGCGUGCAAGAAGAGCUGGCAGCAGAGCCUCGCCUUGCUGGACUGCGUGGACCAGACUAUGAUGCCAACAAAGAAUGUUUAUCACUUGCAGAUGAGCGGACUUGGAGAGGGCAUGCAGUGGUCAAAGGUCUUCUUGCUCAUGAGCAGGAUGGCAGCACGACGUUUGCCUGCGGCAGAGGAUUGCCGCAACGCUGCUAUUGGUGCCUGUCAUGCGCAAUGGUCCAAGGCACUUCAGGUCCUUGCAGAGAUUCCGAUCGCUAAGCUCAAGCUAGACCUGAUCGGGGCCAACUCUGCAAUUUCAUCGGUCGAGAAAUGGCAUCUGGCAGUGCAACUCUUCAUUCGACAGUUGCAGUCAGGCUUGGUCCCUGAUUCCGUGAGCUUUGCCUCAGUGGCAAUGGCGCUCACUGCCUGGGAGACGGCUUGCGAACUCCUGCAUCAGAUGCGCCUGAGGCGGGUGUUCGUGACUGAGAUCGUUCAGAAUUUGGUAAUGUCUACAUUUUCUACCUGCCAAGGGUCCAGUUGGAUUCAGGCACUGAAGUUGUUCGAGCAGAGCCCUGCCACAUCACUGCCUCCUGACGUCCUUGGUUUUAACGCCGCUAUUAGCGCGUGCGGAACAGAGUGGUGCCUCCCCUUCCAUCUUUUACGUGCUAUGCAAGACCUUCAGACGAGGUCACCGAGGUCGAGGGUGGCACCGAGCUUGGUGUCUGUGAGUGCCACCGUUGCUGCUUGCGAAAAAUCUGCCCAGUGGGCCGCAGCUUUGGACUUGCUUGGCAUUCUGACCUCUUGCCGGCUCCGAAACGCAAGCGAUCCGAAUGGCUCGGGCCGGGGUCUGUCGAGCGCGAGUUGCACAAUCCCCUUUAACGCGGCCAUCUCCGCCUGUGAGAAGCGCGCUCUUUGGCGACGUGGGCUUCUGCUGUUGCGGCCAAUGUGUCGGGAGAACCCUGUUCCCAACGAGAUCACCUUCAAUGCUCUAAUUGGAGCAUGCGAUCGAAGCAUUCGAGAAACAGCGGAGAUAUAG